CGAAAUGUCCAUAGUCGGCAUCCGUAGCGAGUGACGUCAUUUGUUCGCGCCGCGUUGUGACGUCAUAGCCUCGCGCCGCCUGCGGGCGUGAGAGAAGCGGGGAUGCAGCGCGCGGUGUGGGCCGGUUUCCGUUCCGCCGUUCGCUGUUUCUCCGCCGCCCGCCCGGCGCUACGGGCGGAUAAAGACGCGCUGCUGCGGCUGCGGAAAAGCACCGGGCUGCCGUUCGGAGCGUGCGCGGAGGCGCUGCGGGACAGCGGGGGGGAUGAACGGCAGGCCGAGGCGCUGCUCCUGGUCCGGGCGCGGCGGGACGGGCGGCACCGGGCGGAGCAACUGCGGGAACGGGCGGCAAAGGACGGACUGAUGGGAACCGUGGUACGGGGGAACUGCGGAGUCAUGGUGGAGGUGAACUGUGAGACCGACUUUGUGGCCCGUAACGCCGCCUUCCAGCAGUUGGUUCGUGACGCCGCGUUGGGCGCCAUGAGCAGCUGCCACAGCCCCGACCCCCCCACGGGAUGCGUCAAGCGCUUCCUGAGCCCCGUGGAGCUCUCCCAGCUGCGGACGGAGCCGGGGGGGGCUCAGCUCAGUGAGCGCCUGGAGCUCACCAUUGGCUCCAUGGGUGAGAAGAUGACCCUUCGCCGUGCCGCGUUCCUGGCUGUCCCCCCCGACUGCUUCAUCGCCUCCUACACCCACGGCCCCCCCCCCGGGGAGCCCCCCCCGUCGCACUCGGUGCCAGCUCUGGGUCGCUAUGGGGCGCUGGUCGCCUGCAGGGUGACGGAGCCGGGGGUCAGCCCCGAUCCCGCUGCCGUGGGCAGGAAGGUGGCGCAGCACGUGGUGGGGAUGGCGCCCACCAGCGUGGGAGACCCCGGGGAUGGGGCGGGGGGGAGGAAGGAGGAGGAGGAGGAGGAGGAGGAGACGCGGCUGUUGGCACAGAGCUUCGUGCUGCAGCCCGCUGUGACAGUCGCCGAGUUCCUGCGGGCCCACGGGGUGACGGUGCUGGAUUUUGUGCGGUUCCAGUGCGGGGAGGAGGAGCGGGACUGAGGGGGGGGGUCUGUGGGGCUGAGGGGGGGUUGGAGCUGUGGGGAUGGAUGGGGCAGAGCUGUGGGGAUGAGAGGGGCAGAGCUGUGGGGCUGCCUUGUGCCCUGGGCUGAGCAGCGGAUCCCUUUGUGGCUGCUCCCCCCCAAUACAGCCUGCAUUCACCCAUCAC
Molecule: messenger RNA, 1204 nt
Organism: Coturnix japonica (Japanese quail)
Lineage: Eukaryota; Metazoa; Chordata; Aves; Galliformes; Phasianidae
Gene: TSFM
Product: Ts translation elongation factor, mitochondrial
Biological process (GO): mitochondrial translational elongation
Molecular function (GO): translation elongation factor activity
Source: RefSeq, a predicted model, not a curated record